AUGCAAAUCACUAUUUUUGGUAGGUUUUUUUUAAAUUAUUUAUUUUUUUUAAUUUUUAAAUUUGCAUAAUCUUUACAGGUAUACCAUUAUUCCUUUUAUUAUUGUUAAACUCAAGUUUUGCUCAUAUUCGAAAACAUCACAAAAGAUCGUUGGAAAAUGGUUAGUUUUUUGAAAAAUCCUUUGAAAAAUUCAUGACCACCUGCUUUUGAUUUAUUUUUUUUUUGCUGUAUUUACCCAUGACAUAGUAUUUCAUGAACAAAAAAAGUUUUCAAUUUUUGCUGCGCGACUCUCUGAAGAGCACAAAAAUGAGCUGAAAAUCUAGAAUUUUCUGAAAAUCGCGCCUAUAAUUCAUGUUAGAGAAAAUUUUAAAUCAAAAACUAUUUUGAUUUAAAAUCUUCUCUAACAUGAAUUAUAGCCUCUUAAAACCGCGAUUUUCAGAAAAUUCUAGAUUUUUGGCUCAUUUUUUUUGCUCGUCAGAAAGUCGCGCAGCAAAAACUGUGCAAAAAGGUGUAUGUUUAACAUAUUUCCCUCGUAAGCUUGUCCCUGUCAAGCCGGGAAUAGUUAAAAGAACACACUUGCGCAACUAUACAAUGUUACCUAACAAAAGUGUAAAGUGCAAGGGUGAUUCACAGCCAUGUGAAAGUGUAAGAAACUAUUGUAGUAAAUAUCUUUUUUUUUUUUUUUGAAAAAAAAAUUCUUGUUGUAAGUAGAAGAGCAGCUGGUGAAAAUGACACUAAGGACUAUUAUAGGAUCAUAUAAUUUAGUGGUUCUUCUUUUUCUUUUUUCUUGUCAAGAGACAGAUUGUCCUAAUAAUUAUUAAUAACUGCUAAUUUAAAUAUUCACCUGUGGUAAACAACAUUUAAUUGUUGGGGCGAAAUUAUUUUUAUUCCAAAUUUCCGCUCAUUUCAAAAUCUCAUCCAUCAAAAGCGAGCCUAGAUUCUAAUCAGAUAUAGAACAAAUAAAUUACGCAAUUUUAUCCCCCCUUUUCCUCUAUUUUUCGAAUACAUUUCCACAUUUCCACAUUUCUAUGUUAAAAUCAGUGUCACAAACAUGAUGGAUUGAAAAUUUCUUCUCUUUUUCUCCUUCCAUUGGACCCUCUUUUCUUGAUUGCAUAAUGGAUAGAAAAGAAAUUGAAAAAACGAAAAGAAAAGAAAGAAAAGAACAGCAGAUGCCAGAACAACAAAUAAUUGACCAAUGGGUUUUUUAAUGGUUUGGCAUGAGAAAAGCUUUCUAAAACAAAAGGAUAGACUAUUUAUGGAAAACCUGGAAUUUUUCUGGAAAAAGGGGAAAAAUAUACAGAUUAGAGACAACGUAAAAUUGAGAGAGCCUAGAGAAAAAAGAUUCCUAAUUUUUCUCUAGGCUCUGUCUUAAUUUCACGUUGUCUCUAGAAUAUUAUUGUGAUUAGAGAGAGACAAUGUGAAAUUGAGAGAGUCUAGAGAAAAAAGAGUUCUAAUUUUUCUCUAGGUUCUCUCAAUUUCACGUUGUCUCUAAUUAGAAUAUCUCUAUUUUUAAAAAUGAAAUAUUUUUUUGAAAAUUUACGUGACAUAUAAAAAUUUAUCCCAGUCAUUUCUAAAAAUAAUUCAUUUCGAAAAUUUGUUACCUAAACUAUUGGUGAUUUUUUUCCAGAUCCUCGAAGCAUCGGAUUCUCCUUCGAGAACCAGCCAACCAGAAACACAACCAGUUUCGGACCGCAACUACUCGAAUGCUCCUAUAUUUUGGCACAUGAGAAGAGCGAAGUGCAAGCGGUUCGAGUUGAAUGGCGACGAGAUGGCGUGUUGGUGAAUGAGAAGGCGAAUUCGCGAAUGUGAGUUUUGAUGAUCAAAAAACCGUAAAAUUUGUGAAAAACGCACAUAUUUACUGCAAAAAUAAUCAGAGAAACCUCCGGAGAAGCACAAAAAUCGCAAAAUAAUUCAAAUUUUCACCAAAAUCUCUAGAGGAGCUCUGAAACUACCCAUUUUACCCCAAAAAUAUUCUCGAAAUACCACAGGGUGAUUCUCAAACCUUGCGAGAUUAUUUUUACGGUAAUAUGGGUAGCUUCAGAGCUCCUCUAGAGAUUUUGAUGAGAAUUUAGUGCUCUGAUGCGAUUUUGUGAUUUUCAGCAGAAAAUUUGUCCUCUUUGGGUUUCUCCAGAGCUUUCUCUGAUUAUUUUUAUUUUAAUUUUCCUCAUCCGGAUAUUUGAGAUUAUUUAUGUUACAAGAGGGGAACUGCCUAUAGAUUUUCAAUAAAAAUAUGUUUUCUAGUUGUCUGAAAUUGCAGAUCUCAACUCUUAAUAUGAGUUAUGACGUGGCAAAAAUUUUGAAAGCUGAAAACUGGCUUCAAAAAUGAUUUUCAUUCAAAGCUGAUAGCACAUAGUUGUUCAGGAGAAUCAAUUUUGAAGAUUUUUCAAAAAUUUUUUCAUCAAAACCAUUUUAAAAGCGAGUUUUGAUCUGCCGAAGCCGCAAUUUUCCAACUUUGCCACGUCAUAACUCAUAUUGGGAGUUGAGAUCUGCAAUUUCAGACAACUAGAACGUGAUCAGCGUGUCUGAAACUACCAGAAAACGCAUAUUUUAUUUUAAAAAAUAUUCUCAAGUGUUUGAAAUUUCAUAAACACUCCAGAAAGAGUAAAAAUAGCUCUAAUCCUUUCUUCUUCUUCUUCCUUUUCCUGUUAAUCUUAUACAUAUAUCUACAACUUUUUGCUUUCUCUCCCCCUCUUUUUACUCCAUCAGAAUUUGUCUCUCUUAAUCCCCUAUUCAUUCAUGCAUAUAUACAUUUUGCAACAACUCAACUUCAACUUUUUGGCCUUCUUUUUAUUUAUGGAAACAAACAAGCGGUUGUAAUUGUUUUGGUCCACACUCCAUUUCGAAAUGCAUUUUUUGGUGCUGUGGAGAAAAAAAAGGAGGAAUAGAAAAAGUUAUGAAAUAGUCAUAAUCUUAACAAAAAAAGAGUACACUUGAGACAAUUGUUGCGUGAGGGAUUUUGAGGAACAAAAAAUAUGGAAAGGAGUACUGUAGGAAACGAAGAUUUUUAUUAGACAUUGUUGAUGAAAUAAUUGAUCUCCGGGUUUUCUUUCAAUUGGAAGUUGAAAGAUUUAUGGAUUGUACAAGGACCUUUCUUCGGAAUUUGCAGGGUUUAAAUUAUAAUCCACGUGGCAUGAAUUUUUAAUUUUCUAAAUUUUGGGUGGAAAAAAUCCAAGUGGCUUGAAUUUUUAAUUGAAAAAAAAAAUUUGAGUAAAAAAUCCACGUGGUACAAAUCUUCAAAUUCCAGGAGCUAAUAAUCCACGUGGCAUAAAUAUUAAAUUUCAGCAGCCAAAUUUCCACGUGGCGUUAUUUUUAAAUUGUUUGAGUAAAAAAUCCACGUGGCACAAAUCUUCAAAUGUCAAGCCCUAAAAAUCCACGUGAAAUGAAUUUUGAAAUUUCCAAUUUUGAGUGCUAAAAAUCCACGUGGCAUACAUUUUUGAGAAGAAAAAUCCACGUGGCAUGAAUUUUUGAGUCAAAAAUCCACGUGACAUUGAAUUUUUGAAAUUUCGAAUUUCGAGCUCUAAAAAUCCACUUGACAUAAUUUUUGAAAUUUCAACUUUUUGAGAAAAAAAAUCCACGUGGCGUAAAUUUUUGGAAUUUCGAAUUUCGAGCCCUGAAAAUCCACGUGGCACAAAUUUUAGUAUUUCAAAAAUCCAUGUGGCAUAUAAAUUUUUGAAAUUUCAAUUUUUGGGUUAACAGAGAAGGUGUUGUUAUUUUUUUUGUAGAAAUCUUUGUUAUUUACUCGUUCGCUCGGUAUACUUCCUUCCUUCCUUCUUAUUUCCCUUUUUUAGCUUAGCUUAGUCAAAACAAAAUUUGAAAGGUGAUAUGUGUAUUCAUGUCAGUUUGAAUAGAAUAGAAAUGUAAAUAUCGAUUGACAUUUCAAGGUUAGCCCUGAAGAAACAAGUUGAUUUAGUGCAACUCUGAUUUUUUUGUCUACUUGACCUCAGAACAUCUGGAAACUAUACAUAUGGUGAAUGGUUGAAUCAUCAAAAACUAUAUAAUAAUAAUAAUAAUAAUAAUAAUAAUAAUAGUUUUUGAGGAAAAACAAACAUUAAUAAAAGAAAAUAAAGUUGUAAUGAGUUUUCAAGAAAAGAGGCACAUAUUUUUCUCAUUUUCCCACCAUUUCGUUUUUCUUUCGUUUUUUAAUGUUCUAACACCAUCUGUCAUAAUUCAAGUGGACAAAGAGAGACAACCUGCUGGGUGGUCGCUGGGGAAAAAAAGAAAGUAAAAAAAAAUUACAAAAAUAUACACAGAUAGAAGCAUAGAUUUUAUUUUCUUUUAAAAAAAAGCACAAAAUUAAAUUUUUUUUCCAGAAAAAUCUCGGUAAAUGGCUCACUAUGGAUCGAAAAUAUGUCGAAUUCCGAAGAGGGAACCUAUCAAUGUGCUGUUCAUGUUACAACAACGCGAGAAGGACAAACUGAAACCUGGACAUUUUUGAGUAGAAAAGCUCUGUUGAAAAUGGCGGAUUUGGCGAAAUUCGAUACUCAGCCAAUUGAUCGAAAUAUUGCAAAAGGUCAACCGACUGCUUUUCAUUGUUUGACUUCAGCUUCGAAACCUUCUCCGAGUGUUUCUUGGUAUCAUAAUGAUAAAUUGAUUGAGAAUAAAGGUUGGUUUGGGAUUUUUGAGCAAAGGAAGCUCACUUUCUGUAAAUUUGGCUGUUCAACUAUAUUUCAAAGGUCGCUAAAAUAUAGUUAUGACGUGACAAAAAAUCGUGUAUUUUUCUACUGAAAUUAAAUAUUUUUGAAUUCUGGGGUCAAACUCAUAAAAGUGGUACACGAAAAAACAUUUAAAUUUUUUUUUAAUUGUUGUCUGGCCAGCCACGGAUUGGCCGAGAUGUGGUCCAAAAAUUGCUGAACCUAAUUUUUCUAAAUUAAUUUUUGGAGUACCACUUUUAUGAGUUUGACACCAGAAUUCAAAUUUUCUCUGAAAUUAAAUACAGUACCCAAAAAAUCUGACAGUUUUGCCACGUCAUAACUAUGUUUUUGGCGAGUUUUGUACCCUUUAAUUUUUGGAGUUAUCAUAUCUCUAUGGCAGUUCAACUAACAUCCCAAGAGCUAAGAACUCCAAAAAUAAUAGAGUACACAACUCGUUGAAAAUAUAGUUAUGACGUGGCAAACUUGUCGGAUUUUUGGGUACUGUACCUCAUUUCACAGGCAAUAUUUUUAAUUUCUGGUCAUAAAAGUGGAAUACCAAAAUCUUUUACGAAUUUGCCCAAAAAUUCAAAAAUUUUGUCUCUGAAAUGAAAUACAGCACCCAAAAAAUCUGACAGUUUUGCCACGUCAUAACUAUGCUUUUUGGAGUUAUUAUAUCUUAGAAACUCCCAAAAUUACAGAAAAUGUGUAUUUUGUGAAUCCUUGUAAGCUCAAGCAGAGCAGGAAAAUAGAGAUUCCCCCUGAGACCACUUUCAAACUGAUUCAAUCUUGUUUUAUUCUAGACGGAGGCGAAUAUCACAUUUUGCCGCUUUCGAAUACUUUGGAGAUUAGUUCGACACAAACUCGACACGAGGGAACAUAUCGAUGUGCAAUUGAGGGAGCUGGGAAGAGAAGAAGUAGUCAGACUGGAAGACUUAGCAUUUCAACUGGUUUGUGGUUUUUUUGAGGGGGAAGGGAGUAAUCUGAUAUAGGAUUAUUUAUAAAUCAUUAAAAUUUACGAGACUUGCAAAAGAUACUGGAAAAGCGGGGGGAAAAAGAAGAAUAUGUAUUUUCUAGUUUUUGCUUAAAUUUUGUUGGAGACUUGCAGAAACUGGGCUUCGCACAGUUUAAAACUUUUGAAAUUUGAAAAAAGUGAAAAAAAUCGCGUCAAGUUGACACCGAAUAAUUCUAGGCACGAUUUUUUGCUCAAAAACUGUGCCAGGCUUGCAGAAUUUAGGCUCCGCCUAUUUUCCGAAGAAAAAUCGAUUUUUUUGCUCAAAAACUGUGCCAGAAUUGCAGAGUUCAGGCUCCGCCCAUUUUAUAAGGUUUUAAAUUAAAAAAAAUCGAUUUUUUCAACAAAAAAACCGUGCCAGAAUUGCAGAAAUUCAGUUUUUCCCAAAAAUAUUUGAAUUUUGGGCGAAAAAAUAUUAGAGAUCUGAAAUUUUCAACCCUAAUUUUUUCCAGAAGAAAAACAAUUUUUCGCGCAAAAAUUUGCAAAAAAAAAAGAUUUUCCCCCCAAAAAAAACCGUGCCAGGAUUGUAGAAAUUUCAUUUUAUUCGAAAAAUAUUUGAAUUUUGGACCAGAAAAUAUUUUUGGAAUUUUUCAACCCUAAUUUGUUUCCAGGAGAAGUUUCAAAUGACCUGGUCUUCAUUUCAUCUCCACGACUUCAAGUAGUUGAAUUAAACGAUGAUAUUCUUCUCGAAUGCCUUGUCUCCUCAAAAACCCGCCCACAAGUUCGAUGGCUCAAAGAUUCCCGUCAAAUAAUUGUUGAUGGCACACGUGUUCGACGUGUCGGUGUCUCCUCAAUUCUCAUCUCAAAAGCAAUUCCCGAUGAUACCGGAUUGUAUACUUGCCGCGCAUCGAAUAAUGAUGAUAGUAUUGAUCGCGCGGUUUCAGUCGAAGUUCGAACACCACCAAAGAUCACGACUUUGCCGAUGACAAAAAUCGCGGUUGAAACAGCGGAUGUUGAUUUGGAAUGUGUGGCGGCUGGAAGACCGGAAACCACGAUUUCGUGGUUCAAAAAUGGGGAAGCGAUAAUUGCGAGCGAAUAUUUUGUGAUUGAACCAAAUCGACUGCGAAUUCUUGGAGUUGUACGAACUGAUCAAGGAGUUUAUCAAUGUUUGGCUGAAAAUGCGGUUGGAAGUGAGCAAGCGAGUGCACAAUUACUUGUUGAUGCGCCAGGUUAGUAGAUUUGGCUGAAAAUUUGCGUAAAUUUGAAACCAAAUGAGCCUAGGCUUGAAAUUCGUGCCAAAAAAUUGCUCAAAAACUGUGCCAGAAUUGCAGAAUCUCCAAAUUUUGAAAAGAAACUGUGCCAGGAUGAAAAAAAUUUCAAAAACUUGUGAAAAUCAGGAUUUUGUCAUUGGAGCGCAUUUGCUAUUUUCUGGCGCCAAAUCUCUUAAAAUUAACGAUUUCCAAAAAAAAAAUCUAAAUUUUAACAAAAACUAUUAUUUUUUGAAAUUUCUGAAAUUUUAAAGAAAAAAAGCAAGCGCGCUCUAAUGAUAAACUCUCAAAUUUCACGGUAUUUUAAAGCGUCUAGAUAAUUUUAACGUGGAAAAUUCGAUUUUUCAACAGAAAAUUUAUCUGGGAACCUUGAAAGCUCUUGAAAAUCAAUUUGGAGCGAGUUUUGAGGUUUUAAAAUUUUACAGAAAAAAGCAAGUGCGCUCUAAUGAUAAACUAUUGAGUUUCACGGUAUUUUAAAGCUCCGAUAUCAUUUUUACGUGGAAAAUUCGAUUUUUCAAUAGAAAUUUAUCUGGGAACCUUGAAAAGCCGUGAAAAUCAGGAUUUUGUGCUCCUAUAAUAAAAAGAGCCCCUAUUCUAGGACCCACAUUUUUGGCGAGUAGAGGGCUUUUACCCCGAAGAGAAGACGCGAAAUUGUCUGAUGGUAAUUGAUUUUUUGUGUGAAUUUUUUGAUUUGAAACGAAAAUCUGAUUAUAACUUGUGUGAAUUUGAAACUGAUUUUGAUUGAAUAACUUCCAGCACUCACAUUCCAAAAUUAAAUUAAAUUUUAAAAAAUUCCAGAUUCGUCAGCAGUUGCUGCAUCUUCUGGUCAACCAAUGGUUGCAUCUUCUCCACUUGGCCUUCGAAUUUCAACAGUUGGAAGUCGAUUUAUCAACAUUGAAUGGGAUCGACCAGUUCAGUCAAAUGGAAAUAUAAUGAGAUAUCAUGUAUUCUAUAAAGAAUCUGGAAGUGAUCGAGAACGAAUGAUCAACUCGUCGACAACUUCAACAACACUUUCAUCACUUCAACCAUCGACGUUGUAUUUGAUUCGAGUUGCGGCUGAAAAUGAGGCUGGAAUGGGCAAGACGAGUGAUAAUUUGAAGGUUUCGACUAGUAAAGAGCGUGAGUUUUUUUGAAGGAUGAGGGGUGAAAGAAUCUAGAAAUUCGACUCAAACUUCCACUCAAAAAUAUGCUGAAAAAUCCACGUGUAAAAUCAGAAAACAGUUUUUUUUUGCUCAAAAAUUCCAGAAUUUUCAGAGAAUUUUUUAGCGGUGACUCAGAUUAUUUUUCAAAAAUAUCAGUUGGAAAAAAUCCGUGGAUUAAAAAAAUUCACUGAAAAUUCUCAAAUUUUUGAGCAAAAAAAAAUUUAAUCCUGAUUUUCCACGUGGAUUUUUGCAACUGAAAAUUUAGAAAAAAACUUUGUCUCGUGAUGAAAUUUUUUAGAAAAAAUUUGGAGGUUUCUCAGAAUUUUCAGGGAGUUUUUUAGCGGUGGUUUCAGAUUCUAUUUUUCAAAACUUUCAGUUGGAAAAAAUCCGUGGAUUAGAAAAAUUCACUGAAAAUUCUCAAAUUUUCGAGAAAAAGGCUUUAAUUCUGAUAUGCCACGUGGAUUUUUUCCAACUAAUUUCAGACUUUAAAAUUGGAUUUUUUUCAACUUAGCAUUUUUUUAAAUAUAAAAUUGAAAUGUAUAUUUUCCCCCUGAAAUUUGAAUUUAGAAAUUAUGGAUUCAUUUUUUGAAAAACCUGAAUUCUGAGUUGCCACGUGGAUUUUUUGCAGCUAGAAAAUUUGAAACAAAUUUUUUAUCUGAAAUUAAAUUUCUGAAUUCAUAAAAAAAUUCCCCAGAUUCAUUUUUUAAAAAUUGUGGCAUUUUUUCAAAUAAGAAGCUUUGAAAGCUAGAAUUUCAGGUAAAAAAAUGGUCGCAUAAAUUUUUACCUUUAAUUUUGGUUUAAAUUUUCCCUAGCCUAAUGGAUUUCCUAAUUAUAGAAGCUGUACCUGGAAAAAUAUCGUCAUUGAGUGCAAUCGCAACUGGCGCCGAAACAAUUGAAAUAAAAUGGAGCCCACCAACUGGCGGACAACCUGCACUUCGCUAUAAAAUAUAUUAUUCCAAAGAUCCACCGGAAAAGAAUGAAAAGGAGACACUUAUCACAACUUCUUUCACCACAUACACUCUCCACGGAAUGGGAAAAUAUACGGAUUAUCAGAUUCGAGUUGAGGCCGAAGGCGGAAAUGGAAGUGGAUUGUCAAGUGAUGUUGUGAAAGUGCGAACAUUGUCUGAUGAACCAUCAGCGCCGCCACAAAAUAUACAAGCGGAAGCGGAUUCGUCGACAAGUGUUCGAGUGAGUUGGGAAGAACCGGAUGGGGAUUCGGUGAAUGGCGAAAUCACGGGAUAUCGAUUGAAGUAUAAGACGAAGGCGCGGGGAAGCAAAGGAAAUACGUUUGUGAUUGACGCGUCGGCGAGAGAAUAUACGAUGGGCAAUUUGGAGAGCAAUACACAGUAUUUGGUUCGAUUGGCUGUUGUUAAUCAUGUUGGUUUCGCUUUUUUUUGGGUGAAAAUUAUGAAUUUCACAGUUUUGAGCUGCAAAAAAUCUAUCAGAGAAUAGUUUUUUUGCAUAGAAAUUUUAGGGAAUUUUCAUGAUGAGAAAAAUUGGGAAAUUUCAAUUCUAGGCACUGAAAACUGAAAAACCUAAAUUUCAAAUUUUCAUCGAAAUUUUUUUUGAAAAGUUUUCCACUUCGCAAUUUAGAAAAUUAGGUUUUUUUUCAAAAGUUUCAGAAGUUUUAGGGAAUUUUCUAGGGUGAGAAAUAUUGGGAAAUUUUUUUUAAAAUAAAAAUCCACGCGUAGAAUCAAAUUUUCAGAAAAAAAUUAGUUCCAGAAUUUUCAGAGAAUUUUUAUGAUGACAAAUUUCCACGUGGCAAAUCAGAAUCAAAGCUUUUAUACUUACUUUGAUAAAAUCAGAUUUUAAGCCUUUUUCUCAGAAAUUCUAGAAUUUUCAGAGAUUUUUUUGAGGAUGAGAAAAAUUGGAAAAUUUCAAUUCUAGACAGUUCUAAAAGAACUGGAAUUCAAACUUUCAUCGGAAUUUUUUUUUGAAAUAAGUUCCCACGCGAAAAAUCAAACUAUCCGAAAAAAAUGAAAUUAAAUUAGUUGGAAAAUAGCCACGUGGCAACAGAACAAAUUUUUAUUUAAAAAGUUAGGACAAAAUUUUUAGCUACAAAAAAUCCACGUGGCAAAUCAUAAUCAAAGCUUUUAUCCCGAAAUUCAGACAAAAUCUUUGGGUUUUUCAAAAUUUUGAGCUCCACGUGGCAAAUUAGAAUUAGAAUGUUUUUUUUUUCUUCAGAAAUUCAUGAAACUUAAAAAUCAUUCACGUGGCAAAUCAGAAUUUUCAUUUUUUUAAACAAUUUUUAAACCCUUGAAUUAAGAUUUGCCACGUGGAUUUUUUCCAACUGGAAUUUCUCAAAAAUCACCUGAAUCACCACUGAAAAUUCUCCUUUUUUUUUUGAAUUUCAGAGAAUUCUUUAUUGGUUUGACUCACAUCAGAUUCUAUUUUUCAAAGUUUUAGUUGGAAAAAAAAUCCAGGUGGAAAAAAUAUCAGAGCGCAUUUUUAUGACGAAAUUCAGGCAAAAAUGCCUUUUCUCACAUUUUUCUCAAUUUUUGGCUGCAAAAAAUCCACGUGGAAAAUCACAUCUCGAGGUUUAUUUUGUCAAAAAUUAUUUUCAGACAAAGUUUUUUCUCCCCAAAAUUCUAGCUACAAAAAAUCCACGUGGAAAUCACGAAAAGAUUAUUCAACUGAUGAAAUUUUAAAAAUUUCCCAAAACAAGUUUUGACAUUUUUUCACCACAAAUAUUAUUUUUGCAGAACGGAACCGGUCCAUUUUCCGAUUGGAUAAACGUCGACACACCCGGACAAGACAAAGAAGAACGAACUCUGGGAGCUCCGCGCGAAAUCCGCCCACACGCCGGAAUCGACUACAUUGUUGUCUCGUGGCUUCCACCAAUCGACGAGCAAAAUCUCGUUCGAGGCUAUCAAGUCGGAUGGGGUUUGAGUGUUCCGGACACGGAGACCGCGCGAGUUAGCGCAUCUACAACACAAUAUAAAAUCCCGCGUUUACAUUCGGGAAGAGAUUAUGUGAUCUCAUUGAGAGCUUUUAAUAAUUUUGGAGCCGGAUUUCCGAUUUAUGAGACUGUUCGAACAUUGUCCAGAGAUGUUGUUUUUGGGGGAGAAGAUGCGAGUGAAAAUGAAGAUGAGGAAUUAGUUGGGGAAGGUGAAAGUACACCAGUUGGUGUGAGAGCUGAAGCGAUUUCAGCCACAAGUAUUCGAGUAAUUUGGACGGAAGCUGAUGAAACAUCAUUCAACACUUUAUAUACUGUUAGAUAUAGCACAAGUGUUGAUGGAAAUCAGCAUAGAUAUGUGAAUAGCACGGAAACUUGGGCGACUAUUGAGGGAUUGCGACCGGCGACGGAAUAUGAAUUUGCUGUGAGAGCGAUUUCGAAUGGAUUUUCAUUGAGUGCGUGGAGUAUGGCGACGAGGAAUCGGACGCAAUCCGCACCGCCUAGCAGUGCGCCAAGGGAUUUGACGGUUUUGCCGGCGGAGUCGGGAGAUCCCCAUUCGGCGUCUUUGCAUUGGCAGCCACCCAAAUAUUCGAAUGGAGAAAUCGAGGAAUAUUUGGUGUAUUACACGGAUAGGUCGUCGUUGGCGGAUAAAGAUUGGAUUAUUAACUAUGUGGCGGGCGAUAAAUUGUCGCAUCAAGUUAGCAAUUUGUUGCCGAAGGCGAAUUAUUUUUUCAAGAUUCAGGCGAGGAAUGAGAAAGGUUGGUUGGUUUUUUUCGCUCUGAAAUUGUGAAAUUUUCGCUCGUUUUUUAGAGAAAAAGCCUGAAAUUGUCUUUAGAAAAUACGAAACAGUUUUUGAGAAAAUUUUCAAAAUUUUUUUUUCUCAAUUUUGAAGUCUGUAAAAAAUUUGAAAAAUUAAGAAUUUCCAAAAGUUCGCUAUGAAAAUUGUCUGAGAAAUUCAAAAAAUUAGACAUUUCGAAAAUUUUCGCACUGAAAAUUGCUUGAAAAAAUCGAAAAAUUAGGCUCCAGAAGCUGAAAAAUUUCGUUUUUCGUCCCAAAAUUCCCGAAAAAUUCCAGAUUUUUCAAAAACAGAAAAAAAUACGUUUCAAAAUUUUGAUAUAAUUUUCUAUCAAAUAUUAUUUUCAAUAAAUCUCCGUUAUUGUUUCAAUGGAAAAAUUUCGUGCUGAAAACGAUAAGCUAGCUAAAAAUAAAUAUUUCCGCUGUUUUCAGCACAAAAAGUUGGGCUUUCGGUCCGGAAAUUGAAAAAUUUCGCUUUUCGACCCGAAAAUCUCCGAAAAAUCCAGUUUUUCAAAAACAAAAAAGUAUAAGUUUCAAAAUUUUGAUAUAAUUUACAAUUAAAUAUUUGUUUUCAUUCAACUUUGGUCGAAAAGUUUCUCAGAAAUUGACAUAAAAACACUUUCUCAGUCAUAAAAACUUGAAAAUCUCCAUUUUUGAUCAGGUUUAAUCUCAAAAUUGCUUCUUUUCGGCAAAAAUUGAAAAAUUUCGAGAAGAUUCGAAAAAAGUAGCUUUUUUUAUGCAAAAAGCACAAAAUUUAAUCAAUUUUCUCCCUGAAAACUUUAAAUUUUUGAUUUUCUAGGAUUUCAGCUCAAAAUCAGCAAUUCUUGGUAAAAAAUUCGACUUUUCCAAAAACAAAAAAAAAUACGUUUCAAAAUUUUGAUAUAAUUUAUUAUCAGAUAUUCUUUUCAAUCUAUAUAAGAUAUAUCUUCGAUAUUUGAAUGGAAAAAUUUCGUAGCUGAAAAUAAGUUAUUCCGCUGUUUUCAGCACAAAAAGUUGGUCUUCAAAUAUUUUUAACGAAUUUUUUUGCAGGACAUGGACCAUUUUCAUCAGUAGUUGGUUAUACUCCUUCGGGUGGUGCGAUUUUGUCUGGAAAUAAUAAUCGACGUGGUUAUGGAACUUCGUCAAAUGGCACAAAUCGAAUCGGAAUAAUCGAUCAUUUGAAACAAGUUUUUGCUGAAAACCCCCUCUAUCUUCUAUUGCUCAUCGCUCUAAUUCUCAUCCUAUUCCUCUCACUUAUUCUUAUUCUGAUGUGUUGCUUCAGAAGAUCAUCGGCGGUUAAUAAAAAUGGAUAUCAAUCAGCGAAAAAAACGAGUCAAAAUGGCGUUGAAGGAGCACCGAAUGAUUUGUGGAUCAAUGGAGCUGGAAGUCAUAUGAGAGCCGGCACUUCGGAUUAUAUGGUGGAUGGAUUGGCGACGGCGCAUUUGACGGCGGUUGAUAUUGAAUCGCCGACACCCAGAUAUCAUCAUCUACAAGGUUUGGUUUUGGGGUUUUUGGUUUUGAAAAUUGCGGUUUUUCAAUAAGAAAUCUAUGCUUUUGUACAGUUUUUGAGCCCAGAAAUGAGCCAAAAUUGAGAAUUUUCUGAAAAUCGCGGUUUUGAGAGCUAGGAAACCAGAAAAGAAAGAUAUCGCUCAUGUUAAACCACAUUUUUUGAUAUUCUUGGAACUUUUGGAGUAUUUCUCAAACUGAGUCCAAGGUCGAUUUAUCAAAAUCAAAAGUUUUGACAAAAAUUUCAAAUUUGCUACAAAAAUCACUAAAUUCACGGGAUUUCAGCCUUCCUCAAAAAUUUGAAUUUUCUGAACUCGAAAUUCGGAAAAAAUCUGAAUAUUUUCUCGAAAUUUAAGGGAUGUCAUAACAAUUUUGAAAUUUCAUUCAAAAUUUGCUUUUUCUCGAAAUAAAUUUAUUCAAUUUUGAACCAAAAAUCGAUAAUUUCAGAAAUUUUCAAAUCAAUCUAUUUAUAAAAUCCCCUAAGGUGUUAUUGAAAAAAAUGUUUGAUGUCAUUGAAAAAAAUGCUUGAUGAAAAAUUAUAUCAAAAUUUUGAAACGUAUUUUUUGGUUUUUGAAAAAAUAGAAAAUUUUUUGAGUCAGAAAAUCAAAAAUAAGAAUUGUAGCUGAAAAUUGAAGGUUUUGGGAAAAUCCAUGAAAUUUUCGUGCUUUUCGCAUAAAAAAGCUGAUUUCUGGAUGAAAAACGAACAUUUUUCAGUUUCUGAACCCAAAUUUUUCAAUUUUUACUGAACAAGCAAUUUUGAGCCUCAAUUUGAUCAGAAAUGUAGACUUUCAAGUUUUUAUGGCUGAAAAUGCUUUUUUCUCGAGAACAAUUAAGAAUGUACAAGAAUUUUGAACCAAAAAUCGAUAAUUUCUGAAUUUUUCAAAUUAAUCUAUUGCUAAAAUUCCCUAAGGUGUUUUAUAAUUGAAAAAAAUUUUGAUAAUAAACUAUAUCAAAAUUUUAUAACGUAUUUUUUUGGUUUUUGAAAAAUUAGAGAAUUUUUGAGUCAAAAUUACUGAAAACGUGGCAAAUAUCUGAGAAAAACACGAAAUUUCAAAAAUUCUCCAUUUUUGGCUCAUUUUUGGGCCAGAAAAAAACUGAAAACGGGUGAAAAACUGUACAGAAACAUCCAUGUCUCAUUGAAGAUCUCCCCUUGUAAAUAGUACAUUUUUAUGAUUUUUUUCCGCCCUCUGAAAUAUUCUAAGUUUCUCUUUGUACCCUUUGUUAGACUCGGUUUAUGGUUCGAUUGGCGGAAGACCGCCAAGACCAGAAAGAUCAUCGAGAACUCCAAUGGCAACAUCAAUGAGUUCAGCGGUUGAAGACGAGGAGAUUGAAACGAAUUGUUUGAUUGCGAAAAAUGUGAAAAUUGAAAGGCCAAUGGCACGAGUUGUUUCGAUUGCUCAAAAUGGUAUUGAUGUUGUGUGGAGUGAUUGAAUGUGAAAUGUGAUUGAAUGUGGAUCAGACCAGCUCUGAUGUGGAUUUGUGUUUUGUGCACGUGUUAUUUUGUCUUUACACGUUUCUGGAAAAAUAAUUGAUGUUAACACAAUUUUUAACCAAAAAAAAACUAGGAAUUUUUAUGUUUAAUAUGAGCAAUACUGAAAAAAACACAUUUUUAGCCUAAUGAGUGAUUUUUCAAAUUAGCAUUGCUCAUGUUAACAAUUCAAAAAAAAAUUAUUUUUUUUUUGUGUUUAAUAUGAGCAAUGCUGCAAAUUUGAUUUUACAAAUCGAAUUUUUAGGGUUUUUAACAUGAGCAAUGUUUUUUUUAAUUAGUAUUGCUCAUAUUAAAAAUUCAAAAAAAAAUGUUUAACCUGAGCAAUACUCUGAAAAUUUGAGAAAAUCAAAAAAUUUGGUUUAACAUUAGCAAUACCUUGUUUUUUUGCAAUUUUUUUCCUUUUGAAAAAUUUUCUGUGGAAAAAAUUGUGGCAUUGCUCAUAUUAAACAAAGAAAAACUAAAAUUCUAAAAUUCUAUGGUCCUUCUUUAUGCGUUGCUCAUAUUAAACAUUAAGCAUUGCUCAUAUUAAACAAAAAAAAAUUCUAAAAAUUCAUGGUUUCUUCUUAUUACAGUCACUAAAUCCUUCUUCUUCCAACUUCUAAUUCCGAAUGGGUUUUCUCACUGAUUUGCGGUUUUUUCCCUACUCACCUUUUCCCCGUUCCCCCAAUCCCUUUAUAAUUCCUCGUUUUUUUCCAGGUCAAGGAACAUUGACUCGAAGCUAUCAUCAAUCAUCGCAAAGUUUGGAAGGCGCUCGUCAACGAACACCUCAAGUUGUUUACACCGGAACCGGUCGACAUCAACCGAUUCACAAGAUCGACUUCUGUGAAUCGCCCUACGGUUCAUCGUCGGCGAUCGGAAGUGCAGCCACACCGCCGCUUCCAAUGCAAGCUCCACCAUCUGGACCGCCAACUGUCAUUGAUGGAUAUCGAACGCUGCGUGGAACACCGCCCAGUUCAGCGAAUGCGCUCCGAUCUUUCACACAAUUAGCCGGCGCCACUCCACCACCGCCUCCAGUUGUGCCUGGAAGCACCCCAAGAAUCAUACAAGCUGGCGGCCGACAAGUUCCGGUCGGCAGAGCCACCGCACAACCACGUGUCAAUGUGGCCAAUAUCUAUAGUCCGUAUGCGUCGUGUUCGUCGGAAAAUGGAGAAUCGGAAAAGGCGAGUGGGAAGAAUGGAGGAGGAGCGGAUAGUAUUGAGAUGAGAGAGACGCCGACGAAACAUGUCGAGAGGAAUAUUAAUAUGAUGGUGAGGAAUUUUGGAGAAAGGCGGGGAGGGUUUGAAAAUUGGAAAGUUUGUUUUUACAAUUUUAAGGCACAGAAAAUUGAAAAUAUUUUGUUUUUGGCCAAAAAUGAUUUUGAGGAAUUUUGGGAAAUAUUCAAAAAAAAAUUGUUUUGGCCGUUUUUUUGGUCAAAAUGUGGUCAAAAACUCAGUGAAUUCGACAAUUUUUGUUCGAAAUUCGGUCGAAAAACGUCAGAAAUUGAACUAAAACAGUUUUUCAGCCAUAAAAACAUUAAAAUCGAAAUUUUCGAUGAAAUUCAAUCUCUUAAUUGCUUAUUUUCGGCUGAAAUUGAGUAAUUUGGGUCCAGAAACUGAAAAUUUGAGCUUUUUCAUGCAAAAAGCACAAAAUUCAAUCAAUUUUCCUCCCGACAACUUUCAAUUUUUGAUUUUCUAGUAUUUCAGCUCAAAAUCAGCGAUUUUUGACUCAAAAAUUCCGAUUUUCCAAAAACAAAAAAAAAUACGUUUCAAAAUUUUGAUAUAAUUUUUAUCGAACUUUUUUUUUCAAUUCUUUUUCCAGUCCAUAGUUGAAUAAAAACCAAAAUUUCUUUAAUUCAUCGAUUUUUAGAUAAAAAAAUGAGCAGAUUUUGAAAAAGUUUCAAAUUUUGAUCUAAAAAUCGAUAAUUUGAAGAAAUUUUGGUUUAUGGAUUUGAUUCAGUCACUUGAAAUCGGAAUUGAAAAAAAAUGUUCAAUAAAAAAUUAUACCAAAAUUUUGAAACGUAUUUUUUUUUGUUUUUGAAAAACUGGAUUUUUGAGGCAAAAUUUGCUGAAAACAAUGUUUUUUGCAUGAAAAAGCCCAAAUUUUCAUUUCUGGAGUCAAAUUACUUAAUUUUAGCCGAAAAUAAGUAAUUUAGAGACUAAAUUUCAUCAAAAAUGUCGAUUUUCAAGUUAUUAUAGCUGAAAAAGUGAAUAUAAAUUUAUCUAGAAUAAAUUUAUCUAUGACGUGGCAAUUUACAAAUCUGAAAUUUGUUCCAGCCAUCAAAUUCCACCGAAGAACUCAACGCUCAAAUGGAGAGUCUUGACACAAUGAUUGAUGAUCUUCAACAAUUACAACAUGCAUUCCAAGAUAAUUGA
Messenger RNA from Caenorhabditis angaria, 17005 nucleotides. NCBI's taxonomy places the organism in Eukaryota, Metazoa, Nematoda, Chromadorea, Rhabditida, Rhabditidae. The record is from the annotation of a GenBank genome assembly.